This is a messenger RNA of Acomys russatus (golden spiny mouse), 1321 nucleotides long. RefSeq names its product CBY1 interacting BAR domain containing 1 (gene Cibar1). The transcript has 9 exons. The coding region runs from base 16 to 1098 and encodes 360 amino acids. Gene Ontology annotation, cellular component: ciliary transition zone; ciliary basal body. Gene Ontology annotation, biological process: cilium assembly. Lineage: Eukaryota; Metazoa; Chordata; Mammalia; Rodentia; Muridae. The record is from RefSeq and is a predicted model, not a curated record.
CGGUCUCUCUGCCCAAUGCCCUCUGGUCUUCCUUGCCCUGCUCUUGACCGCAGGGGCGCGCGCCGCGUUGCCACGGAAACGCCGGGCAGGCGCGGCGGCGCGCAAAGCGCGCUCUCACCUCCUGGUGGAAGUGGCGGCGGCUCCUGCUCCCGCGCGCCCUGGCGCCCCGGAGCCGCGCUCGUUGGGCUCCCACCCGGGGUCCCCGGCGGCGCGCAAGGCAAGAUGUUGAGGCGCAACCUGGAAGACCGAGAUGCACAGACAAAACAGCUGCAGGAUGCUGUCACGAAUGUGGAGAAGCACUUUGGAGAGCUCUGCCAAAUCUUUGCUGCUUAUGUACGGAAAACUGCCAGGCUGCGAGACAAAGCUGACCUCCUGGUGAAUGAAAUCAACACUUAUGCCUCUACUGAGACCCCAAAUUUAAAGCAGGGUCUGAAAAACUUUGCUGAUGAGUUUGCCAAACUUCAAGAUUACCGCCAAGCAGAGGUUGAAAGACUUGAAGCCAAAGUAGUUGAACCUUUGAAAGCCUAUGGGACCAUUGUAAAAAUGAAACGAGAUGAUCUGAAAGCAACAUUAACAGCAAGGAAUCGAGAAGCCAAACAGUUAUCUCAGUUAGAAAGGACACGCCAACGAAACCCAUCUGAUCGGCACGUGAUUUCGCAGGUGGGCAAUAAAAUGGCAGAAACUGAAUUACAGAGAGCCACCAUAGAUGCUACUCGCACAAGUCGUCAUUUGGAGGAAACUAUUGAUAAUUUUGAAAAGCAGAAAAUAAAGGACAUAAAGAACAUAUUUUCUGAGUUUAUCACAAUUGAAAUGCUAUUUCAUGGCAAAGCUUUAGAGGUCUUCACCGCUGCCUACCAAAAUAUACAAAAGAUUGAUGAGGAUGAAGAUAUAGAGGUUUUCCGAAAUUCUCUGUAUCUACCAGAUUAUCCAUCUCGUUUAGAUAUUGUAAGAGCAAAUUCCAAGUCACCUCUGCAGAGAUCACUGUCAGCUAAGUGUACAUCUGGAACCGGACAGAUACCCACCUGUCGAACAAGAAAGGAUCAACAAGUAGAUGAAGAAGAAGAUGAUGAGUUAGAUAUUACAGAAGACGAAAACUAACCUUAGGAAAACUUCACAUUUCCAUUCUCAUGUCAAAUGACUUGAAAUCCAGGAUCACUUUAUACUCAUUUGAUAAGUUAAACUUCAAAAUGAAAUGCUACUAUGAAAUGGGGGAGGGGGAUUAAAGGAAUUAUGCUGACAAGAAAGAAAAUGAAGAUUUUUUUAUUGCAUACCAGUCUUUCAAUGUCCUAUCUAUAGUAGUGUAUGAUUUUUCCGUAUAUAU